Molecule: messenger RNA, 1825 nt
Organism: Erythranthe guttata (spotted monkey flower)
Lineage: Eukaryota; Viridiplantae; Streptophyta; Magnoliopsida; Lamiales; Phrymaceae
Gene: MEF21
Product: mitochondrial editing factor 21
Biological process (GO): RNA modification
Molecular function (GO): protein binding; RNA binding
Source: RefSeq, a predicted model, not a curated record
GUUGCAAGAAAGAUUUUUUUUUUAGAUUAAAUUAUUCUAGUAAAAAACGCAACAGCUCAUAUUAAUGUAGGGGCUUUAAAAAAAAAGUAUUCUUUAAUCCUGGGAAUGGCAUCAAGAAUGGGGGUGUUGGCGGUACGAGGAUUGGAAGAUAUGUUCAUAGCCGUACUAAGAAAGUGCAAUAAGAUGGUUGAGUUGAAGAGAAUACAUGCCCAGAUGGAGAAAUUCUCACUGCUGCAAAGCAAUUUCUUGGUGACGAGAAUGCUGGAUAUUUGUGAUCAAAGCGGCGAGAUUCACUACGGAGCUUUGCUAUUUAAGAAAGUUAUCGAGCCCAAUAUUUUCCUGUACAACGCAAUGAUUAGAGCCUAUACACACAACCGCAUGUAUGUAUUAACCAUCGAUGUGUACAAGGAAAUGCUGAAACAAGUUGCAGAGCAAAUUGUUCCCGAUAGAUUCACGUACCCAUUUGUCAUUAGGUCUUGUGGGGCCCUUCUGAAUGUUUGGUCGUCGAGGCAAGUCCACGGCCAUGUCUGUAAAUUCGGGUUGUCGGGUAAUAACAUGAUAGAGAAUUCAUUGCUGGACAUGUACGUGAAGUGUGACGGGAUAACAGAGGCACACAACCUGUUCGAUGAAAUGACUGAGAGAGAUGUGGUUUCUUGGAACAGUCUUAUUUCUGGGCACAUGAAGCUGGGUCAAGCAAGGAAAGCUAGAGCGUUAUUCGAAGACAUGCCGAACAAGACUAUUGUUUCUUGGACUGCGAUGAUAUCGGGGUACACUAAAAUCGGGUGUUUGAGCGAUGCAUUGGACGUGUUCAGAAGAAUGCAGAUUGUUGGGAUGCAGCCAGAUUGGAUCAGUUUGGUGGCCGUUUUGCCAGCUUGCGCGCAAUUAGGAGCUCUAGAACUCGGAAAAUGGAUCCACUUUUAUGCGGAGAAAAAGGGUUUUUUGAGAAAUAUCCGCGUGUGCAAUGCAUUGAUAGAAAUGUACACGAAAUGCGGCAGUGUGGACCAAGCUCUGCAGCUAUUUAGUAAAACGUCCGAAAAGGAUGUAAUAACAUGGAGUACUAUGAUAGCUGGCUUAGCACACCACGGAAAAGCCCAAGAAGCAAUCGAACUGUUUCAUGAAAUGGAAAAGAAAAACGUAGAGCCAAACGAGAUCACAUUCGUCGGCCUACUAUCAGCUUGUGGGCAUGCAGGUUUAUCCGACGAGGGGCUUUCAUAUUUCGAGUCGAUGCAGAAUCUUUACAACAUAGAACCUGGGAUUGAGCAUUACGGUUGUCUGGUUGAUCUUCUUGGUCGAACAGGGCAGAUUGAUCGGGCUUUGAAGCUUAUAAACGGAAUGAAAAUGAAGCCCGAUUCGGCGAUAUGGGGCUCUCUAUUGAGUUCUUGCAGAACUUACAGAAAUCUUGAAACUGCGGUUAUUGCAAUGGAGCAUCUCUUGGAGCUCGAACCGGAGGAUACGGGGAAUCUUAUAUUGCUGGCGAAUAUAUAUGCGGAUCUUGGGAAGUGGGACGGGGUUUCGAAGAUGAGGAAGUUUAUUAGAAGCAAGAGCAUGAAGAAGACACCUGGCUGUAGCGUGAUUGAGGUUGAUAGUGUGGUUCAAGAGUUUGUGUCGGGGGAUUAUUCGAAGACGUUCUCGAAGGAUGUUUUUGUGAUGUUGGAUGUGUUGUCUCUGCAUCAGAUGGAAACGGUUGAUUCUGUUGAAAUUGCGCCCGAGUUGUGUGUCGAAUAAUUUUGCUCUUGUGAGAUUCUACAGUUGUUCCUAGAAUAUGGAGGGAAUAUUUGUGUAUUUAUUUGGCUCUUGAAGCUGUCAUUUUGCAUUUAUACACUCA